UGUUUACUCCUGUUGGGAAUAAAGAGGAAGAACCCCUGUCGCUUCGCCUUCUUGGAUGCUCUGUGUAUUUAACACAGUAGGGUAACUGAAAAAUAAAAAUAUUUUUAAUUUUUUUUUAAAAAACAAAAAACGUUAUUUAUUGCGUCGCGUUUAGUAGUUUGCAUAAUGAGCGGGAUACCGGGGACACCCGUCGUCCAGAUAACCAACCUGUCCUCGGCCGUGAGCAGCGAGCAGAUGCGCACUCUCUUCGGUUUCCUGGGAGACAUCGAGGAGUUGCGGCUCUACCCGCCCGACAACGCCCCCCUCUCUUUCUCGUCCAAAGUGUGCUACAUAAAGUACCGAGACCCCUCCAGUGUUGGUGUGGCGCAACAUCUCACUAAUACUGUGUUUAUUGACAGAGCUUUGAUAGUAGUACCAUGUGCGGAAGGGAAAAUCCCAGAAGAGGCCAAGGCUUUGUCACUUUUGGCACCUGCCACUCCAGUACCCAGUCUGAUUCCUGGUGGGGGAUUGCUGCCAAUUCCUACUCCAGCUCCACUUCAGAAUCUGAACCUUCCCUUAUUGAAUCGACUUCCAGCCAAUCUCGACCCCUCGUCGUCAGUACUCGCCCAGCCGCCGCUCAUGGGAAAUGUGGAUCCCUCAAAAAUUGAUGAGAUCAGGAGGACAGUGUAUGUUGGCAACUUGAACUCACAGACCACCACUGCAGAGCAGCUGUUGGAAUUCUUUAAACAGGUGGGAGAUGUGAAGUUUGUCCGAAUGGCCGGAGAUGAGACCCAGCCAACUCGUUUUGCCUUUGUAGAGUUUGUUGAGCAAGAGUCUGUUGCCAGAGCCCUCACAUUAAAUGGAGUCAUGUUUGGAGACAGACCGCUGAAGGUUAAUCAUUCCAAUAACGCUAUUGUGAAACCCCCAGAGCUGACGCCUCAGGCUGCUGCUAAAGAGUUAGAAAAUGUGAUGAAGAGGGUGCGUGAAGCACAGUCUACCAUUGCUGCUGCCAUUGAACCUGAAACAAAGAAGCGUUCCUCCAGCCAGUCUCAAAGGUCACGCCGGUCACAUUCACGUUCACGCUCCCGUUCACACUCAAAGGCACGCCGGAAAAGAUCCCACUCAAAACACAGCAGAACAUCACAGAGGUUGCUGCCGGGCAGUGACUCACACAGUUCCCGAAGCAGUCACAGGAGACGCUCUCGCUCCAGAGACAGGAGACGCAGUCGGAGUCGCUCGAGUGUUGUUACCAGGGGGCACAAGCGCAGGAGUAAGGAUCGGUCAAGAAGCCCUCGAAGGAAAGCCAAAUCACCGUCACCAAAAAGAAGUAAAAGAGAGAAGAAGAGAGAACGCAGCAGGGACAGAAGGGACGGGUCCACGUCCAGAAAAAGGAGCCGCAAAGACGAGGACAGGAUAAGGAGCAAAGCCAAGCCAGGGAAGGCUGAAGCGAGGUAUGUCAGAGAAGGAAAGGAAGAAAGUGACAGAGAAGGCUCAGCCACACCAAGUGAGGACAUGACGUCAUCACCCUGCGCCCAGCAUAACGGCAGCUACAAGACUAACCACGAGGAGGAAGCAUAUGUUGGUGCAAAGUGACUUCAGCAACACCAUGGACACUAAUAUUGUUCAUCCAGGUAUCUUAUUGCCCAUUGUGUACGUGCGUGAGUGUGUGCGUGAGUGUGUACAUACAGAAGCACUGAAUGGCAUCUUACUUUUUUUUCUUUCCUAUUAUCAUCCCCUGACUGGUGACACACAUGGCUCCUCUAAAUCAGCCUAAUCUCACUAUCAAACCUUAAGGGCAAGUGAGUGCUCAGCAUCAUAGAGAAGGCCACACUUUUUCUGCUUAGCUAUUCCACUGACAACUUCUUCUUCUUCUUCUGCUUUUAUGUCCUUAUGGUAUAGGUUCGUAAACUUUUGACAGCUAGUAUAGUAGUACUGUAAUGUUCCCGCAUUUCCAGGAAGGUUGGUCACAUUCCAGAUACACAGAUGAGGAAUAGAGGUCAUACUCAUUUAUCGAUUCAUUUAAAGCUAGAUAUGUUAUUUGUGACUGUCACAUAUUUACAUAUUUAUUAACUGUAAAGUUGAGUACUUCAAAAACGUUUUGAAGUAAAAAUAAGCAGCAACAAUCUGCAGCAGGAGUCAAAUGUUUGUCUUAAAUUGUUUAGUGAGGAACAUAAAGGGUUCGUUGCAUGCCUGUCCUGUGUGAGAGCCAGAGUGAAAGCAGGGUUCCCAUAAUCUGAAUAUUAAAAAAAAAAAUAGCGUGAAAUCCCAUCUUAGACCCUCAACCUGAGUCUUUCUGUCAUCAUCAUGUUGGUGUUGUUAAACAGGACAUGGUGAGCAAGAAGGCGAUGCAAGUAAGAAACUGAAGGUUACACUCCUACACUAGAGACUGGUUAAUUAGAAGCUAGGCCUACCUUAAAGCAGCUAACUCUAAUUCUUUUCCCCCACAGACUUGUACACAGUCUGGCUUGUUUUUCCCAUUAUUUUUAAUGCGCUGGCUGUGGUCACACAAUGGCUGUGCGAGAAACUUCCCAUAUUUGGGUUUUCUUUUGCCUUUUCACUAAGUGAAGCAAUGGCACAUUAUAUAUGUGAUGUUUCAGGAAAUGGAUAAACACAAAGUCCCUUAGAGGAAUAUUGAGUUUAAAAUAACAUUUCUGCUUAUGCUGAAAAGUUCAUUUGCCCCUUUGUAUGUUGGUGAAGGAAAAUGUGGGCUGUGAUGUCAGUGAAGUUACCUUUAAGUCCCCUUUUUGCACCAUAUUUGUUUUAUGGUCCGGGAACGGUUGCAUCCUGCAAACUGCAUUUUAAUUUUAUGGCUUGAAGUGGCAUAGUGACAAGAUUAGAGAACGGUGUUAUCUUAUGCUGUGAACAGUGAACUCAUUUGGUUGUACAUCAUUGAAUCACUUUUUUUUAUUUCUGGUUAGCAGUUGCAACAAGGUCACAAAGUAUCACGUCCUGCUAUUGUUCUAAUACUGUGUGAGGAGAAAAAAAGUUAUAUACUGUUUUAUACUGUAUAUAAGUCACAUGCCUAUACUGUAAAAUAAUGGUGAUGUGCUAUAAAUGUCUGUCAGCUGAUGUUACUGGAGAAAGUGGGGCGAUUAAAGUUCUCAGAAGCAGCCAAGAAGAGACUGAACAGGAAACGUCAAAGGUCCACAAACUGCAUGUAAGCACAUUAGGGCCAAAAAGUGCCUACACUAAGAAAAAAUAUGGAGACUUGUUUAGGAUGUUGAAAACUAUCGAGACAUUAUAAUAAAGUUUUAGCUGUCCUCAUUAAUUCGUUACAGAGUAUACUAAUAAUUAAGUAGACCUAGACCUAUUUUUCUCAAUUUUUACUAUUUCAGUUUAUUCGGUUGAGUGUUUGCAAGCUGGCCCCAGAUUGAGAUCUAUUUGACUUUGUGUAUGUGUGUUUUCUGUUUUUUGAACGUGUUUUUAAAAGGAUACUUUAUGGCUGUGUGUGGCCAAAUUCCUCUUUGCUGGAUUUUACAGACCUGAUUUUAUGAUUGCUUGUAUUUUGUUGUCCUGCCUUCUGCCUUUUUUUUUUCUUACUUUGUUUUUA
This is a messenger RNA of Pundamilia nyererei, 3529 nucleotides long. It is a transcript of the gene srek1, whose product is annotated as splicing regulatory glutamine/lysine-rich protein 1. Gene Ontology annotation, cellular component: nucleoplasm. Lineage: Eukaryota; Metazoa; Chordata; Actinopteri; Cichliformes; Cichlidae. The record is from RefSeq and is a predicted model, not a curated record. Bases 166 to 1572 code for a protein of 468 amino acids. The transcript has 11 exons. Gene Ontology annotation, molecular function: RNA binding.